CUGAGCUCCGUGACCCGACCCGAUCCGGUAACGACGGAGUCGCAGCGGAACCCACAAGUGAAUGUGUCGCUGAAUAUAUUGUCGCAGGGAUCGACGGAGAAAUCCCAAGAACUCAGGCAAGAGCCUGGACUCAUGGAUUUGGCAUCCACUGAGUUCUUGAAGUCUUUGAGAGCUGCCACGUCACCCCAGAAAGUCUUGGACUCUGCUGAAGAUAAAGUGAGCAAAAGAAGAAGAACAAGGGAAAUAAGUGAAGCCAUUACAAAAGAGAGAUGGUUAGCUCUGCUGAGAGAUGUUUGGAAGAAGAAGAAGCAGAGUGGGUUUGGAGUGAAUAAUGACCGUUGGAUGAGAGGGUCAAGGCGUGUGAUAGAUCUACAGAAAGUUGCUCUGAAACUUGAAAGACAGAGGAAUUUAUAUAUAGAGAGAUUGAGAUAUUAA
Arabidopsis thaliana (thale cress) is the source of this 435-nucleotide messenger RNA. RefSeq lists its product as uncharacterized. The transcript has a single exon. Lineage: Eukaryota; Viridiplantae; Streptophyta; Magnoliopsida; Brassicales; Brassicaceae. The annotation marks the transcript as partial. The record is from RefSeq and is marked reviewed.